Pecten maximus is the source of this 564-nucleotide messenger RNA. RefSeq lists its product as uncharacterized. Lineage: Eukaryota; Metazoa; Mollusca; Bivalvia; Pectinida; Pectinidae. The record is from RefSeq and is a predicted model, not a curated record. The transcript has a single exon. Bases 1 to 564 code for a protein of 187 amino acids.
AUGAAUGUGGUUAUUCUAGGACAUUCCUUUAUACGCCGUUUACGUGAACUAACAGAACAGGAAUCUGCAUUCCACAAUUUAAGAUUAUCAAAGGAACAAUUUAAAAUAACAUUCCGAGCAAAAGGAGGUCUGACCCUAGAAAAACUGAAGUCAAAAAAUGAGCUCCUCGCAUUUCACUCCCCAGAUAUUGUCUUCUUACAAAUAGGAGGAAAUGAUCUUGGCAAUAUUUCCCCAUUCGUCUUAGUACAAAGGAUUCUCGAACUUGUAAACGCCUUGUUACUGGUAAACAAAGCAAAAUCUGUUAUCAUCGGACAGUUGUUUUGGAGAGACCCCAGAGUAUCUGGGAAAACAUACAAUGACAAAGUCAUCGGGGCCAACCAACUACUAGCACAGGGCACUAAAACAAGUAGGCGGAUCACCUUCUGGCAGCACAGAGGUGGAUUUUGGAAACGAGACCUGUCCUUCCUGAAGAAAGAUGGGGUCCAUCUGAAUCCAACUGCACAGAGGAAAUACCUCCAAAGUGUCAAGGCUGCAAUUCUAACAGCUUCAAAACAAUUCAAUUAA